Messenger RNA from Myripristis murdjan (pinecone soldierfish), 1005 nucleotides. RefSeq names its product olfactory receptor 2AT4-like. Gene Ontology annotation, biological process: G protein-coupled receptor signaling pathway. Gene Ontology annotation, molecular function: olfactory receptor activity; G protein-coupled receptor activity. Gene Ontology annotation, cellular component: plasma membrane. The record is from RefSeq and is a predicted model, not a curated record. Lineage: Eukaryota; Metazoa; Chordata; Actinopteri; Holocentriformes; Holocentridae.
AGUUCAGACAGGUUCAUGCUGUAAGCUGAAGUUAUUAUGACCUACACCAAUGAAACACAGACGAAAGACUUCUUUAUCCUUGGAUUCCCUGGACUUCUACCACAGUAUCAUGGACCUGUGUCAGCCACUCUGUUUGUCAUGUACCUUGCUAUUGCUUUAGGAAAUACAUUCAUUUUAUCAUUUGUUUUCUAUGAGAAGUCACUUCAAAAACCAACAUAUCUGGUCUUUUGUCACCUGGCACUGAAUGACUUGGCAUUUGGCACUGUAACUCUGCCAAAAAUUAUAUCUAAAUAUUGGUUAGACAAUAGCAUUAUUUCAUUUUACGGGUGCUUUGCGCAAAUGUUUUUUGUUCAUUACUUAGGAGCGGCACAUUCUUUCAUCUUGUUGGUAAUGGCUCUUGAUCGAUUUAUUGCAAUCUGCAUCCCACUGCGUUAUCCUGUCCUAAUCACCAACAAAACCAUACUGCUGCUUUGUGCUUUUGCCUGGUUUAUACCAAUGUGUUUGAUGGUGAGUGUUGUACUUCAAACCCUCACUUUACCUUUCUGUAAAACAAAUGUCAUCGUUCAGUGCUACUGUGACCACAUUUCUAUUACAAGUCAGGCAUGUGGUGAGGAUGUUCAAACUGUUCAAGUCACUUCCCUGUGUGUGGCCAUGUUUUGUCUCUUGCUGCCUCUGGCAUUCAUCCUUUUCUCCUAUUUUUCCAUCAUUGUCGUCAUUUUGAAAAUGUCUAAUGCUGAAGGACGCUACAAAACCUCAUCAACUUGUACCCCACAAAUAUUCAUCACUCUUUUUUACCUGCCCAGAUGUUUUGUUUACGUGGCUAAUACUGUGGGAUUUUCUUUCAGUUUGGAUGUUCGCAUUUUAUUGGUAUUGUUGUAUAGUCUUUUUCCUGCUACUGUUAAUCCACUCAUAUAUUGUUUCAAGACUAAGGACAUCAAAGAAACUUUGAUGAAGAGGCUGAGAAAAACUAAAAUUGGAAUAGAGGUAAAACUUUCCUACAAAUGA